Molecule: messenger RNA, 1903 nt
Organism: Cucurbita maxima (winter squash)
Lineage: Eukaryota; Viridiplantae; Streptophyta; Magnoliopsida; Cucurbitales; Cucurbitaceae
Product: protein O-glucosyltransferase 1
Exons: 6
Coding region: 203-1771 (522 amino acids)
Source: RefSeq, a predicted model, not a curated record
UAAGGUUCUUUUUAGACACGUCAAUCAAUCACAUUAAAACCUCCAUUUUUGUUCUCUUCUUCACAACUUCAAUCUUCCAUUUUUUCAACCAACACCCAUCUACCACUUUUCCCGUCAAGUCAAAUUUCGCCGGACCACCUCUCCUCUGCCCACGUUCAACUGCGCCGGUGGACCUGAAGCUGAAGGGUGACAACGUUAAACAAUGAGGGACGCCGGAUUCCACCAGAGGUUUUCAAAUUAUGCCGCUUGGGUUUCUCGCCACUUCUCAGAUCAUCUCUUGAAGCCAUCUCUCAAGUCUCCGGCGAGAUUCUCUCUCAUUCUCUUCUUCUCUCUCUUCCUCCUCGCCGGCGCGUUCCUCUCCACGCGUCUCCUCGAUUCAAAUACGGCAGGGGGUAAUUUUAGAGGGAGCAACAACACUUCCCAAAUACCCAAAAUGCCACUCCGUCGACGACAAGUCGAAUUCCCACUCGAUUGCACGUCCUUCAAUAGCGUGAAGCGCGGUGUCUGCCCUGCCAGCUACCCGACCAAUUGGACAUUGGAGGAAGAUCCGAAUCAUCCAGAACCAAUGACGUGUCCGGAUUACUUCCGUUGGAUUCACGAGGACCUGAGACCGUGGGCCCGGACGGGGAUCACGAGGGCCACGAUGGAGGCUGGCCAACGGACGGCGAAUUUCCGGCUGGCGAUAGUGAACGGGAAGGCUUACGUGAAAACUUAUCGGAAGUCGUUUCAGACGAGAGAUACUUUUACGGUGUGGGGGAUCCUACAGUUGCUACGGAGGUACCCUGGGAAAGUGCCUGAUUUGGAGCUGAUGUUUGAUUGUGUUGACUGGCCUGUGAUUUUGACUUCUCAUUUUAGUGGGCCUAAUGGGCCGGCCCCACCUCCUUUGUUUCGUUAUUGUGGAGAUGAUGCCACGUUGGAUAUUGUUUUUCCUGAUUGGUCCUUCUGGGGUUGGCCAGAAAUCAAUAUAAAGCCAUGGGAGCCAUUGUUGAAGGACCUAAUAGAAGGGAACAAAAAGAUCCCAUGGAAGAGUAGAGAGCCUUAUGCUUAUUGGAAGGGAAAUCCGGAGGUUGCCGAAACCCGAAAAGAUCUACUUAAAUGCAAUGUCUCCGACCAACAAGAUUGGAAUGCUCGUGUAUUCACUCAGGAUUGGAUGAAAGAAUCCCAGCAAGGAUACAAGCAAUCAGAUCUUGCAAAGCAAUGUGUUCAUAAGUACAAAAUCUAUAUUGAAGGAUCAGCUUGGUCUGUUAGUGAAAAAUACAUUCUUGCUUGCGAUUCCGUUACAUUACUUGUAAAACCGCGCUACUACGACUUCUUCACACGAGGUCUAAUACCGAUGCAUCACUAUUGGCCCGUCAAGAACGACGACAAGUGCCGGUCUAUCAAAUUUGCAGUUGAUUGGGGCAACAGCCAUCAGCAAAGGGCGCAGGCCAUUGGCAAGGCAGCAGCCAGUUUCAUCCAAGAGGAGCUGAAAAUGGAGUAUGUAUAUGACUACAUGUUUCAUCUCCUAACACAAUACUCUAAACUUCUAACAUUCAAGCCAACGAUACCGCCCGACGCGAUCGAGCUUUGUUCCGAGGCCAUGGCUUGUCCAGCUCAAGGGCUCACUCAAGAAUCCAUGACAGAAUCGUUGGUGGAGAGCCCUGCAGAGACAAGCCCCUGCACUCUGCCGCCGCCAUAUGAUCCGGCAUCGCUUCUUUUUGUUCAUAGUACAAAACAGAGUUCAAUCAAACAAGUGGAACAGUGGGAGACAACUAAAAGUAAGCAGCCAUAGACAAAAACUCAUCUGGGUGUUGUUCUUUAACAUGUUUUCUUCUCAAAGUUCUAAUCUUUUUGUUACCAUUUGAAACAAACGCAUUGAAACUGUGAAAGAUUAAGUGAAAGAAGGAAUGUUGAUAUAGAACUA